UGGAAUUAUGGGUAAAGUAAGAUGUCUGCUCCCUUAUACAGGAAGAUCUAAAUGAAUAAGGGUUUUGCUUCAAAUUUAUAAAGCUUGAAUACAGAAUAAUUGAAAGAUGUUUUACCUUUUAGUAAACAACAAUGUUAGUAGCAGGACAGCUGUUCCUCUGCGUACUUUCUAUUUUCGAUUCAACAAAACGAGAUAUUUAAGGAGCUACAAUAGUUACGGCACAGUUUGGACUCAACAUCCCAGUCGAAGUAACUGUAAAUUAUGCCCCUGCAAUACCUUGGUCCGCUUCUGGCAUCAGGCUCGGAGAGCCUUCAGAAAAGCAGCUGAACAAAAGCUGAGAGCUCCCAAGACUCACCAGGCUCUGGGCUUUGUGGUGGGUCCAGCAGUCCUCACCAUCUCAGCGAGGCUGUACAGCUGUGUUGCCUACUGUCAAGUGGACCUCAAUAAUAAUGAGUUGUCACAGCCAACACACCCUCACGAAACUGAACCAGAGUUCAGCUGGACAGUGCUUUGGAAGUUUCUUAGGCCCCAGCUGUUGGCACUUUUGGGUGCAGUUGUUUUGGCAUUUGGUGCAGCAAUCUUGAAUAUUCAGAUCCCCCUGAUGCUUGGAGAUUUGGUGAAUGUGGUGGCCAGGUAUAUGAGAGACCACAUCGGGAACUAUCUUAAUGAAGUGAAGCGUCCUGCCAUAAAACUGCUGGGACUUUAUGGCCUUCAGGGGCUGCUGACCUGCGGGUACAUCGUUCUACUGUCCAGGGUGGGGGAACAUGUUGCUGCGGACAUGAGAAAGACUCUGUUUUUGUCUCUGCUUAGACAAGAUGUAGCAUUCUUUGAUGCCAACAAGACAGGGCAGCUGGUAAACCGUUUGACUUCUGAUAUCCAGGAGUUUAAGUCUUCAUUUAAACUAGUCAUCUCACAGGGUUUGCGCAGUACCACACAGACAGCGGGUUGCUUUGUGUCCCUCUACCUGAUCUCCCCCAAACUCACAGGCCUAACCCUAGUAGUAAUGCCGUGCCUGGUGGGGGCUGGGGCUCUCAUUGGAUCAUUCCUGCGACGGCUAUCCAGAAAAGCUCAGGAUCAGGUUGCCAGAGCUACAGGAGUGGCAGAUGAGGCCUUGGGCAAUGUUCGCACAGUGAGAGCCUUUGCCAUGGAAAACCGAGAAGCACAGCUGUACUCUGCAGAGGUUGACAAGUCAUGUGACAUGAAUGAGGCUCUGGGAAUGGGAAUUGCAGUGUUUCAGGGGCUGUCAAACAUCGUCCUGAACUGCAUUGUGCUUGGCACCAUUUUUGCAGGUGGGGCCUUAAUGGCUGGUGAUGAGAUGACCCCUGGCGAUCUCAUGUCUUUUCUGGUUGCUUCGCAAACAGUGCAGAGGUCCAUGGCCAGUAUCUCUGUCCUGUUUGGACAAGUUGUACGAGGUAUGAGUGCUGGAUCCAGGGUGUUUGAGUACCUCACACUGGAGCCCACCAUUCCACUGAAUGGGGGAGCCAGAAUCCCCUACCACUCUUUGGUUGGUAGGAUCCACUUCAGAGACAUUUCCUUCAGCUAUCCAACCAGACCAGGUCAUCAGGUCCUGAAGAACUUCAGCCUGGUCCUUCCCCCAUGUAAGACGGUGGCCAUUGUAGGAGAAUCUGGAGGAGGUAAAUCCACAGUGGCAGCACUGUUGGAGCGAUUUUAUGACCCCAGCAGUGGUGUUGUCACACUGGAUGGGCUGGACAUCAGAACCCUUGAUCCAUCCUGGCUUAGAGGACAGGCUAUUGGAUUUAUCAACCAGGAGCCUGUUCUGUUUGGAACGUCUGUCAUGGAGAACAUCCGCUUUGGCAAACCUGAAGCCACUGAUGCUGAAGUCAUUUCUGCCGCCAAGCAAGCAAACGCCCACAGCUUUAUCUCCAGUUUCCCUGAUGGCUACGACACAGUGGUUGGUGAGCGUGGAGUGACAUUAUCAGGGGGACAGAAACAGCGCAUUGCGAUAGCCCGAGCCCUCAUUAAGAACCCCAGCAUACUGAUCCUGGAUGAGGCCACCAGUGCACUGGACGCAGAGUCGGAGCGGGUGGUGCAGGAGGCGCUCGAUCGGGUCACCUCUGGCCGCACGGUGCUCAUCAUUGCUCACCGCCUCAGUACCAUCCAGGGAGCCGAUCUCAUCUGUGUGUUGAGCAACGGGAGCGUCACGGAGGCUGGUACACAUUCUGAACUUCUGAAGAAAGGUGGACUGUACGCAGAUCUGACUCAAAGACAGAGGACAGAGGGAAAGAAAUGAAUCUAAAGUAGCAUAGUCUACAGAAGAUUUUAAUCAACAGUUGAUCUUUGUCUUUGCCUUCUAAAUCAAUUUCUUUUCAGAUCGAUUUCACUUACUGACAGUUCAUAUCCUACAAUCUUGUAAGAAAUAAUUGACCAUAAUGGGAAAAAUCAGAGCAGUAAAAUGUCUACCUGCUUUGAGAAUGUUUGUCCAAAAAUGCAUUUUUCUUUUGGUUUUGAAAUAUCAUUGGAAAUGUUUGAAGAUCUAGUUUAAUAUAAUCAUGAAGUGAAAAAGUUUGUACAAUACUGAUUAUAAUUUUUGAACUAUAAAAGAAGGUAUAUCCCUUAAAAGCAGACAGCGAUGAAAACACUACAGGAGUUUGUCAGCAGUAAUUUAUGAAAACCAUUGAACAGGAAGAAUUAUUGCUUGAGUUUUGCUUUAUUUUUUUGGAUAAUUAAACUUGACAACUUUUUCAACCCUAAGAAGUUAGGUGUUGAGUAAUUUUGGAAAAGUAUAAAAUGAUUUCUCUGUUUCCUCUUUGACUUUGUAUUACAUUUACAGGACCAUCGUGUUUAAAAUACAGUAAUGAUAUCUUGAAGGACGGGAAAGUAUUCUACCUUAAGGAGUUAGAAUUAGCAUCUACGUCCACUUAAUAGACCAAUGACAUAGUGUGUGUACAGGACCUUGCAAAAGUAUUCAGACCCUUCUUGUGGUGUCCCAUUUUGUGAAAUAAAAAUGGAUGUACAGUA
Molecule: messenger RNA, 2979 nt
Organism: Lepisosteus oculatus (spotted gar)
Lineage: Eukaryota; Metazoa; Chordata; Actinopteri; Semionotiformes; Lepisosteidae
Gene: abcb8
Product: ATP-binding cassette, sub-family B (MDR/TAP), member 8
Biological process (GO): transmembrane transport
Cellular component (GO): membrane
Molecular function (GO): ATP binding; ATP hydrolysis activity; ABC-type transporter activity
Source: RefSeq, a predicted model, not a curated record